UCUCAAACCAUUCUCAGAGACUGUUUAUUCUUAUUAUAAGUUUUCAGAAGCUUAAUCUCUUUAACAAGAAUGGAAGGAGGAAAGGUUGGAAAGGGAGGAAGGAAAGGUGGAGACAGGAAGAAAGCAGUAACAAAAUCAGUGAAAGCUGGAUUACAAUUCCCAGUUGGUAGAAUCACUCGUUUCUUGAAGAAAGGUCGUUAUGCUGAACGUGUUGGUUCCGGUGCUCCGGUCUAUCUCGCCGCCGUUCUGGAAUAUCUAGCUGCCGAGGUUUUGGAAUUGGCCGGAAAUGCUGCUAGGGAUAACAAGAAAUCAAGGAUUAUACCAAGACAUGUUCUAUUAGCAGUAAGGAACGAUGAAGAAUUAGGAAAGUUACUCGCCGGUGUUACUAUUGCUAGCGGCGGAGUUCUUCCAAAUAUCAACUCUGUUCUGUUGCCAAAGAAGGGUCUUGACAAGGAGGCUACUACACCUAAAUCUCCUGCUGGGAAAUCUCCAAGGAAAGCUGCUGCCUAAUUUUCUUGCUUUUAACUUGUCUGAGUAAAGUCUACUAGUUUUUAUGAUUUGAAAUCAGUUUCGGGUUUCAAUGUUCAUAUUGUUUACUAGAAUAUAAGCUAAUCAAUGGAAUCGGUCUUUUAAUCUCCA
Messenger RNA from Papaver somniferum (opium poppy), 639 nucleotides. Its product is annotated as histone H2A.1-like. Lineage: Eukaryota; Viridiplantae; Streptophyta; Magnoliopsida; Ranunculales; Papaveraceae. Gene Ontology annotation, molecular function: DNA binding; protein heterodimerization activity; structural constituent of chromatin. The transcript is spliced from 2 exons. Gene Ontology annotation, cellular component: nucleosome. The record is from RefSeq and is a predicted model, not a curated record. The coding region runs from base 70 to 510 and encodes 146 amino acids.